Molecule: messenger RNA, 1617 nt
Organism: Cyprinus carpio (common carp)
Lineage: Eukaryota; Metazoa; Chordata; Actinopteri; Cypriniformes; Cyprinidae
Product: natriuretic peptides A-like
Biological process (GO): negative regulation of systemic arterial blood pressure; receptor guanylyl cyclase signaling pathway; cGMP biosynthetic process
Cellular component (GO): cytoplasm; extracellular region; nucleus
Molecular function (GO): hormone activity; hormone receptor binding
Source: RefSeq, a predicted model, not a curated record
AAAGAGCACGCAGCCAGAGAUGAUCAGAGGACUAAUUCUCACAGGACUGCUGGUCCUGCUUUGCCACCAGAUGGAUGUACAAGCGCACAUGUUGAGCAGACACAGUCCCGUCAGCAACAUGGCCAAGCUGAAGAGCUUGCUGCAGCAGUUUGAGGAGGCCCUGGCCACAGAAGAGGCUCCUGAGAGCGCCGUCGAUUAUGAGGACAGCAACACGGAGCUGGAGCAGAGCCCGGCUUCUGCGUCCUGGGACAGAGACAGAGAGGAGGAAGCAGCUCCGGCGGAUGGAUUUGAGACACAGAGAAGGCGCCUCAUAGAUCUCCUCAUGUCAACCCGGAGCAAAAGCCUGUCUGGUUGUUUUGGGGGACGACUGGAUCGCAUAGGGUCCUCCAGCACCCUUGGGUGCAACUCUAAAAAAGGUUAGCUAUGAUGAGUGAUACAGUGACAUUGAGAUUGCAAUAUAAAUUAUUUUACAUGUGGGCAGUUAUCCAUUAACUUUUGGGUUAAUAUUUACGUGCAUUUAAGAGAGGGAAAAAUCUCAGCUAAAUCUAAGCUAAGGUCCUGUAACUUUCACCACUUUUUCCUCCCAUUUUUAAUUACCUUCGUCUUUAAGAAGUAAUUUAACAUAGUCCUGUGUGUCAAAUGAACUUAAAAGUGAAAAAUCUCAUGUUAACUGGGAGGGGAAAAAAAAUGAAAAAAAUGUAGAAAAUGUAAAAGAUACUGGUGAUUUUCUGUCAGGAUAUUAUCUACAAAAGUCUCAUUAGUUAAUGCAAGAACUAACCUUGACUAACAAUGAGUGAUGCAUUUAUUACAGUAUUUAUUCAUCUUUUUUUAAGUUAGUUAAUAAAAAUACAACUGUUCAUUGUUAGUUCAUGUUGGCUUAGGUUCAUUAGAUUAUAUUAACAGACACAACUUUUGAUUUUAAUAAUAAAAAAUUAACAUUGAUAUCAUGUUAACGGAAUCUUAUUUUAAAGUGCUGCCUAUAAAACACAAUACAAUCUGUAAUAUGUGGGGGAAAAAACACCUGUGAAAAAUAAGAAAAUGUCUUUAUGUUAACAUUAACAGCACACUGGGCUUUCAUAUGUUAUAAUAUAAUAAUAUUGGGCCUUUUAUAGUAUAAAUAUCAGUGUAUGAGUUCAUAAAAACUGCAUGUAUUGUCAUUACAGUCAACACAGAAAAUAAAUUUCCAGAUUAGAAAAUGAAGAUGAAAUUAAAAUGCUACAAAAUGCAUGUUAAACUGUGUGGAUAUUUUUGUUCAAGUCUUGAAACAUGGAAACGAAUGUAACCAGCAAGACUUUGUCUAUAUUUUGCAAUGCCUGUUGUGCUUUAUGUUAUCUGAUGGUUCAUAUUUGUUUGAUAUUUAUUAUGUACAAGUAUUUGAGUGCUAAUAAGUCUGUUGAAAUACAUGGCAAAAAUCACGUGCAUGAAUAAUGCUUUACAUAUUCUGCAUUCAUUUAAGAGGUUCAUGAGAUUGCAGCACUCCUGUCUGUUGUGCAAUUCUGCUUUUAAUGUAGAAUAACAGACCCUGAUAAACAUGAAUUGCUAUUUGUUUGUGCUGUUAUUCCUCUUGUCACAUUUCUACAGCUGAAACUGUACUUAGAAAUAAAAUGUAAAAUACCA